Molecule: messenger RNA, 5124 nt
Organism: Porites lobata
Lineage: Eukaryota; Metazoa; Cnidaria; Anthozoa; Scleractinia; Poritidae
Source: the annotation of a GenBank genome assembly
GAGAGCAAGAGAUGGCAGUGGGUAACAUUGUGGACCACUUUGUAUUUUCCUUAUUUCCUCUUACAUCAAAUUGUAUGUGAAUCAUUGGAUAACCCACAGGAAGGCAUGUGUUCUGGUAAUCCUAGGGUGAGAGGGAAUUCAAAUCCUUGUCAAGAAUCUUCUUUUCUACCUUGCACACCAACUGAGUAACAUUUUGCAUCCCUUAAAAAGGCAUCUCUAGGGUCCAAGGGCAUCACCAACUCCAAACAGUGCAUACGCUUUAAUGCAGGGAUGCCUUUUAUGGUAGUACACAAAUGUUACUCAGUCAAUCUGUGAUGUAGAAGAGGAAGAAGAAUUUAUUCAGUUUAUCUUUGAUUAUUUCACUUCCCUUUACCCCUACAUUACAAAAGAACCAGUAUCACAUGGGUUAUGCAGUCAUUCAUAAACAAUUUGAUGCAGAAAGCCAGUGUCGUUAGGAGUGCCUUUGGUGUGGCUAAUUGUUGCUUUCUUUGACACUUUUCUCUCUUUUGCCCAGUAAUCACUUUCCCUUAGAGAGACAAAGCGGGCUGUCAUUAAGAGACAGAGACUGGGGAUUUCCCCUGGCUACUUUCAAAGGAAAAUAGAAGACAAUAGAUGAUUCCCUGCCUACUUUUUGCAAUUACCUGGCAUCUUAAACGUUAGUGACAAUAACGCAAAGUGGUAUUUCCCACUAUCAAACAAAUGGGGUAAGAAAUCCGUGACCACGUCACAAACACUGCUACCACUGUGGUCUUUGCUGAAGUGAGGGAAAACCAGUGAUCCAUAAUACCCUUGAUGUGGUAAAAUGUUACCCCCUGCCACCCCAUCUCUCUUACUUGGUGCUUCAUGAUUGUUACAGAGACAAAUUGACUUCCCCUGCUAUAAAACGUGCAUGGAAGAGGAAACACCCAAACACUGACAUAAGUGCUCCUACCACCUUGAUCAUAGGUGGAAAGGUAGUGGGUGUGCCCUGGAGUAAAAGUAGUCAGAAAUCAGGGUUGUACUAUCCUCGAACAUGGGGAUUAUCCCUUUAACUCUUCUGCCCUUUCCUCAGACCAUGUAAUAUCUGGGUGAACAUUAGGCAGGAAACCUGUAUUUGCCAGCAAGGGUGGGUGAUAAUCCCCAGAAACAUCAUCAACACCUUGACGAGUGUUAAAAGAUAGAGAGAUUCCAAUUAGAUCCCACAACAUCAAAAACAGCUGAUGGCUUUGCCUGCUCACUAGUGUACACUCAGUGGCUUUUAGGUAUUGUUGGGGCAACAACUGAACAAGACGCAAGUUUCACCAGCAAUUUCCCUGAAUGAUUUGUUGGACAACAGUUGAGUCAUUUGCCACUUCCUACAAGCCAGGGAUGAAACGAUGGGUGCUAACGCAGGUGUCGGUUGCAUCUAGAACAACACAAGCAUCUCUGUGGCAGCCUUUUGUACUUGUUGGUCCAAUCUUGAGUAGCACCAUGGGAUCCUUGACUACCUGGUUACCUCAUUUUGCCCUUCGACAGAUGCAGCUGUCUGCCAGGCUAAACCAUUCAACGGACACCUGCCCAUGAACUGUUUUCAAGGGGGCCACGUGAGUGAGUGAAAGAGGAGCAGAAUCACGGACUUUGUUGCAGCCAAAUCAAACUUUUCUCCCAUCACACCAAGGCUGAUUAGGUCUGGUAGUAUGUCUGUGGCUUCAGUCCCAACAUGCCACAGAGGAACUGUGGGAUCCUGUCAAGAAUCUCUGUAAACGCAUGGUCAACAGCCCUCACAAGAUUAAUUGCAAUCCCAAGAUGAGGUGAUUCACAGUGUUCCUUAAGACAAUCAAAUAUAUAGAGUUGAGUCUAUCACAAUCACAUUGUGGAUUCCCACGUCAUACAUAAAUAAGGCCUACAUCUUAAAGACCCUACUUGUUGGGUCCACUGAAAUUUGUACUUCAAGACCCUUGGUCCUCUGGUUACCACAUUCUUCACUUUCAGAGACUCAGUUGUCAGCUUAGCAAAAGCACCAGAAAAACAUUUUCCCAUGGGUUGUUUUCAUAGAGGCUGAAUGAAUGAAGUAAAGAGAAGCAAAAUCCUGGAGUUUGUUGCAGCUGAUUCAAAAUUUUCAUCUACCAAACUAAGGCUGAUUAAGUCUGCUGCUAUAGGAGCUGUCACAAAAUGUAUAAUAAUUUCAAACAGUGAAAACUGUCACUAAAUUAAGGGAGGUAAAACCUCACAGAGGGAAUAAAUAACAGCAGAACUCAGUACAAAUUUGAAUGUAACAUUAGAUCAAUCGAUGAACAUUAUUUUUUCACAUUAACCAAUGCAUUUGCUUGAUUUGUUUUAAGUCGUAUGAAGACUAUUGAGCUGUUACUUGCAUCUGUAGUACCACUUGCAGGGUUUUCAGACAGUUUUGAAGUACACGGCUAAGUUGUCAAAGUAAGCGGCCAGUCCAGGGAUAUUUUGUUUUAAAAAAGAAAUACCAAGCAGAGUAGCGGGCUGAUACUCACCAAGUAGAUGGCGAUGUUCGCCGGCAGCUGAUAAAUAAAUAUUCAUCAAGCACAUGAACAUGGUCUUUUGCAAUUAAUUCAGUUUCAGUAAGCAAUGAAUAAGAAGAUAGAGAAGCAGAGCUAAAGAAAUAAACAGUUCUCAAUGGUAAUGCCAAUUGUCGAUUCACAGAAAGGAAGCUUGUAUGAAAAGAAAUUCAGGUUGACAAUAAUAGCUGCAAUAGGAUUCCCAUGAUCAUUACUGAAAAAACUUUUGACAGACAGGAUCUUCUUCAUAAAACUGCUUGGGUUAUUAAGAUCUCUUGCCUAAUUCCAGCUUGCCAGAAUGAAGUUUCAAAUUUGCAUGUUUCACAUCUGUUACUAUGCAAUGAGUUGUCUUUACUGGUCAAGAAGUUUGCUGCCAAUCCUUUAUAAUAUUCCUUUCGGCGAUUACAAAAAUAGUUAAUGUGUCAUUGAGGUGUGGUAAAGUACCUGAUUGCCUGAAGCUUGCUUUCACACUACCUUGUCUUAAAAAACACUCUUUAGAGACCAAUGAGAUUAGCAGCUUUUGCCCUAUUUCCAACCUUAAAUUUGCUGCCAAGGCAAUUGAGAAAGUUGUAGUUCUGUAAGAGGUCAGUGCAUUAGUUGGGGAAGUCCCUAAGUUCAUAUCAAUGAAAAAUGGUCUAUCCCUGAUUCAGGACCACAUCUGCCUCUGGGGUUUACCACAUAUUAAUCACACUCCUCCAGGCCAUGAUGGCAGCAUUUAAAGUAGGUGCACUUGUGCCAGGGUUUGGGCAUUUCUUUCACAUUUUACGUAGGUGACAAUAGUGGAGCACCAGGUGAGAAUGGUUCAAUUUGACUAAAUUUUUACAUGCGUAAUUUACAAGUGUGGCUAUUGUUUUAAGGCUUAAAACAAUGGUGACACUUGUAAAUUGCACUUGCCAACGUUUUAUUACAAUAUUUCAGUAGUCUUAGGUACUGUGGACCACAUCAACUUGUCCAUGUUGUAGAUGAGAAAAGGGAAACUCCUCGUUUUGUGAGGUAGAGGAACAUGAAAUCAUCAUGGAGUAUCUUUGACCUCCCUUUGGCCUCUUGCAGUAUCUGAGUAUCAUUUGUGUAUUUGCCAUAAAGGCAUCCUGACAUCAACGCAGAAGUAGAGUGUUUUAAGUUGGUGAUGCCCUUGGACCGCCAGGAUGUCUUUGUGGAACUCAGUUACUGGGCAAGAAAAAGGAAAGGGAAGAUUUUCUAUGACAUGUCCAGGUAGUAUCCCAUGUUUCAUUUUAACAUUCAACUUGUACGGACAGUUAAAGAAACAUACACCCAAUGUGGUCUGCAAUUCGCUUUGCAGCCACUCUUUGGUGUCCUUAACUUGGUGUUUCCUUUUGUUGUGGAGGUAGAUUGACAUACUCAUCUGUAAAAUGUAAUUGGAGCACAAGUUCCAAGGUUAGGGCAUUUCGUUUUUCCUGCACAUUUGAUAGAGGAACAGCAAUUUGCUGCAGCAAAGAAAGUAGAGCAGUUGGUGCAAGAGAUGACUAGGGCAAACUGCAACAUUUCACAGGGCGAUUGGCUUUUUUCACAUCCACUUCCGAGUGAUUGGAUGAUCAUCUAAAAAUACUCUAAUUCUCGUUUAUGUGAGUCAUUAAAGAGAACAUGUUCUCCCUCUUGUUUUACCUCUUACAGUAUCUGAGUAGCAUUUGUGUAUUCCCCCCAAAAGACAUCCUGACAUCAAAGUAUAGCUGGAGCAUUUUGAGUUGGUGAUACCCUUGGACCCUCAGGAUUUGUCGUUUGUGGGGUCAGUUACUGUACGAGGUAGUAUAGAAGAGGAAGUGAGGAUUCUCUUUCAUACUUUCAAGGAGAACCCUGUGGGUCAUUCCAACUUUCACAUGCAACUCGAUACACAGAUAGAUGAUGUAAAAGUCAGUGUAGUUUGUCACACCGCGGUGAAUUGUUGCAUCCUGCUGCCCUGUAGUGUCUUUCACCUGUACUUCCUUUCUGUCACUGAGCAGAUGGAAUGCCGCCUUUGUUAAAUGUGUUAGCACUAAUUUCAGGGUUAUGGGAUUUGUCUUUAUGUACAUUUUACAGCAGACGAAUGUCAAUUUGACUGUGUGACCAAAGUGAAGCACUUGAUAAGAGAGACAAAUGGAGACAAAGCACAUUGGCUUUUUCCUCAUCCAGCCCUGAAUUAUUGGAUUACCCAUGGGAUUCACCUCAUUUUUGUUAACCUAAGGGUGGUGGAAAUUGAAAUUAUCGUAGACAAGUUUCUCUGUCCCUUUACCUCAUUCAUUAACUAAUCAGCAUUUAUUUGUCCCCUAAGAGAGCAUCUUGAGUUGAAUUAUGAGUUGGUGAUGCCCUUGGACUCCAGGAUGCUCUUUGGCGGGACUUAGUUACUGUGUGAGGUCGAAGAGGAAUAGAGGAUUCUCUACAAUAAUUUCCUCUGGUCACUGCAACAUUUUUGUAUAGUUAAUGCAGUGUGUGUUUGUAUCUUGUCUGCAAUGGUCUCUUUCACCAAGUGCUUCUCAUUUUCUAUGGAGGUAGUUUGACACCUUCCCUCUGUAAAAUAUGUGUUUAUGAAUGCCCACAGCCUGGUAUGAGAGCUGCUGCUACUGUGAUUAAGGCACCUGAGGAGUUUGUGAUAAUUGCUGUGUGGGGUAUCCACAAGUCACAAGUAGCCCUUAUUCUGAGUUAA